Nymphaea colorata (pocket water lily) is the source of this 1773-nucleotide messenger RNA. RefSeq lists its product as uncharacterized. The record is from RefSeq and is a predicted model, not a curated record. The transcript has 2 exons. Lineage: Eukaryota; Viridiplantae; Streptophyta; Magnoliopsida; Nymphaeales; Nymphaeaceae. The coding region runs from base 1 to 1773 and encodes 590 amino acids.
AUGACGGAGAUCAACGGAGAGAGGAGCCAAUCGUUGGCGUCGGACAUAGUCAGCAACUUCCAGGAAUACGAAGCUUCAGGUUUUCGAAAGAAGAUGGAGAGGAGGUGCAUCUACAAGUGCCCCUACGGCCUCAUCACUAUAAAAAAUCUCAAAGGAAAGCACAUUCCCCACAUGGUGUCCUUCGGGCCAUACCAUUAUGGGGAAGGGCAUCUGCAGGCCAUGGAGUUCCACAAGCGCAGGGCUCUCCACGGUAUCGUCAUAGGGGACCGCCUUCCCCCUUCCCCAACCGAAGCACAAGAACAGCUCAGGCUUCGACUGCGUCCUUUCAUGGACGCAUUGAGCGAAGUGGAAGAAGAGCUCAGGGAUUGCUACGACCAACUCGGCCCAGAGUGGUCGCCGUCGAAACCUUUCUUGGAGAUGAUGCUGCUCGACGGCUGCUUCAUGCUGAAGCUCCUUCGUUGCGCAAAGACGCCGGACAACUCCAACUUCGGCUCGAGCGGGACUCCUCCCGAUCCCAUCUUCGGCCCCAACGUUUCCCCUUACAUGCGCGCGGUUCUGCGUCGAGAUAUGUUGAUGCUAGAGAAUCAGAUCCCACUGCUUGUCCUCGAAAGGCUACUUCACGUAAAGAAUAGUAAUAGACUACAACGGGGGCGUGCUACCUGCAACUAUGCAUACCUCAAUCGGUUGAUCAUCGAUUUCUUUGGUUUCAAGUUCUCUGAGAAGCCAGUUCUAGGCUCUCGUCGCGGUUUACACGUUCUGGACGUUUGCAGAGAGUGCCUGAUCGGAAGCCCAACGCAGGUUCCAAAUCAAAGCCCUAAUCCAUCUCCAAGGAGGUCGUGUGACGCCACUGCUGCGGCUGCCCCGAACGGAAGGACGCCAGCCGGCCAUGGUCAAGCAGAAGAAACGGCAUCACAUAGUCAGGCCGGCGACCAACUCGAUCAAAACUCUGGGACAUCCCGGGACAAUAUUGGCGUGCCUGAAGCCCACACGAUUGAAAUGGGAUCACAGAAUACCGGUCAACAACCUGAUCAGAACCCCCGAACUUUGUACCAAGACAGCAUUGUCGUGGACUGCUUCCAGUCAGAAGAAAGCAAUGGUAGUCAGGAGGGCGGCAAUCAACGUGAUCCGAUUUGUUGUGGCCUGUCCAGGAAAAAUAUCGUCCUCCACACAAAGAGCACCGGCGUUCCGUGCGUAAAGUGGCUUCGGGACGCAGGAGUGACGUUCAAGAAGAGCCAUGGCGGCCGGUUCUCCGACGCACACUUUGACGAGAAAAACGGCGUCCUGAGCCUUCCGUUCCUGGAGAUAGACGACGACACUGCAGCCAAGUUCAUGAACUUGAUAGCCUUCGAACGCAUGCACCCAAGCAUUGGGGGACAGGUGACGUCCUACUUCCUGUUCAUGGACGCGCUGCUGGACACGGGCGAGGACGUGAGGCUCCUCAUCUCCAAAGGGAUCGUGAGGAACGAGCUCGGAAGCGACGACGCCGCCGCCAAGCUUUUCAACAGCUUGGGCGAUGGCGUCGUGGACAGCGAUGUACAGAACGAUGGCGCAUCGCAAUUGGAUGCAGAGAAGAGUGUGAGAUUUAUUAUCACGGAGGUCCGCAGAAAGUUGAACGCAUAUGCGUCCUCCAAAUGGAAUACGUGGAUCGCGGAUCUGAAGCAUAAGUAUUUCAUUAGUCCCUGGGCUUGCAUGUCCCUCUUUGCUGCCAUUCUUUUGAUAGUCUUGACCAUACUUCAAACUGCGUAUGGCGUAUCGGCUUUUUACAAGGGCUAG